Messenger RNA from Lithohypha guttulata, 951 nucleotides. RefSeq lists its product as uncharacterized. Gene Ontology annotation, molecular function: 3-oxo-5-alpha-steroid 4-dehydrogenase activity. Lineage: Eukaryota; Fungi; Ascomycota; Eurotiomycetes; Chaetothyriales; Trichomeriaceae. The coding region runs from base 1 to 951 and encodes 316 amino acids. Gene Ontology annotation, cellular component: endoplasmic reticulum. The record is from RefSeq and is a predicted model, not a curated record. The transcript has 2 exons. Gene Ontology annotation, biological process: dolichol-linked oligosaccharide biosynthetic process; polyprenol catabolic process.
AUGGUCCUCGAUAGUCCCGUCUCCAUGCGCGAUGAUACCUCUGUGUGGCUCGUCCGAGCCUUCUAUGUCUUCGCCGCCUACGCUAUCGUGAUUGUACGCUUCAUACCAGAUCUCAGAACGCGAUUUCUUAAUUAUGGUGCCCGUUCUCCCGCUUCAGAAAAAGCAACGACCAGUGAGGAAACUGCUCUUCCCAAAUGGCUUCGUAUCCAGAUCGAUCCUAUGCUUGACUGGGCUGCGAAUGUGACAGUGCCACAUAGCUGGUUUACUCAUUUCUAUGCGACUUCAACUAUCUGUUCGGCAUGUUGGAUGUUUUACCAUCGCCGUGUUUUCGGAUCGUUGUUCUCGAUCGCAGACAAAUAUGCGUUGGUCGCAUCAUGGGAAGGUCGAACGAUUGUUGCCUUGAUGUUGUUGCAGUACCAAAGUCUUCGACGACUAUACGAAUGUAUAGUGAUUUCCAAGAAGAGUCAAUCUCGAAUGUGGAUUGGCCAUUAUGCUAUUGGUAUAGCUUUCUAUUUGGCAACGAAUAUUGCUAUUUGGGUUGAGCCGAGUGUUAGAGAAACACGACCGACAAUAGUUUCAGACCUCACCAUCGUCAAUCUGGCUCGAACCGUUGCAUGCGUUUUCACCUUCUUGUAUUAUUCCAAGCAGCAGCACGUGGUCCACAGAUUUCUUGCAAGCCUGAAGGGUUACCAGGUUCCCAACCACCAGAUCUUUCAGACCAGCAAUUUGGUUUGCCCUCACUACGCCUUCGAAGUUUACAUCUACCUCACUUUAACGAUCUUGACUGCACGAGACGAGCGCGUACUGAAUAUCACAAUGCUAUGUGCUACUGCUUUCGUCGUUGUGAACCUCGGCGUGACUGCAGACAUGACCAAGAGGUGGCAACUGAAGACAUUUCCGAAGCAGAGACCUGAAAUCGCUGGUCGGAACAAGAUGCUAAGCUUCUGGUGA